Hypanus sabinus (Atlantic stingray) is the source of this 4021-nucleotide messenger RNA. Its product is annotated as cytochrome c oxidase assembly factor 6 homolog. NCBI's taxonomy places the organism in Eukaryota, Metazoa, Chordata, Chondrichthyes, Myliobatiformes, Dasyatidae. The coding region runs from base 152 to 442 and encodes 96 amino acids. Gene Ontology annotation, biological process: respiratory chain complex IV assembly. The transcript is spliced from 3 exons. Gene Ontology annotation, cellular component: respiratory chain complex IV; mitochondrion. The record is from RefSeq and is a predicted model, not a curated record.
GCACCUGAACUUCCGGGAUGGUGUUGCCUUUUUCAAAGAUGACGACGCCACACGAGUCUCAAAAAUAACCGGAACUGCAACCUGAGUCACGUAUAAUCUUUCCCCAUCAGCGCGCUUUGGCCCUUAUUGUGAGUUCCGGACUCAGACACAGAUGUCCGCCGCCAUUUUGGACCAGUCGGUGACCGGGCCGCGGGACGGAAGAAUGACUGCUCCUACAGCGGAGGAGAGAAAAGUCUGUUGGGGAGCGAGGGACAAGUACUGGCAGUGUCUGGAUCAGACUGACGAAGAUUUUUCAGAGUGUCAGAAAUUCAGAACAGUAUUUGAAAACAGCUGCCCACAGCAAUGGAUCAAGUAUUUCAACAAAAGAAGAGACUUUCUGAAGUACAAGGCAAAAAUGGAAAGUGCAGGAUAUCAACCUCAGGAGAGCGGUGACAAGCUAUAACCACCUGCCCAAAGAGAUGGAAGUCACUCAUCUUUUGGUGGCUGUUGAUUGGCUGCCAUGGGAUCCAAGUCCAGCAGUUGAGUGCAAAAAUCUGGACACUUGGCAUAUGUUUCCAUCAGUGGUUAAGAAGUUGGAGUUGGUGGUAGUGACUGGCUAUUCUUGGCAAUAGCAUCCUCUUUCUGAAAUGUUUAUGGAGUAGUUUUGCUCUCUGUUAAGAUUCCCCAGUUGAAAGUGGAGAAGGGUGGUUAUUAGGUGCAGUUGCUGUUUAUGUCAGUGUUCUUUAUAGCAAAUGCAUUUAGUUUCAGGUGGCGAUUGGAGGAAUCUUUACCCCCAUUACAUCACAGGUGUACUGAAAUAAAUGAAACUGCUGGAGACAUUAAAACAGUCGGGUAAUAACUAUGAAGCCAGGAGAGGAGAACAUUCUUGGGUUGAUGCCAUUUCAGAAUUCUAGCUGCUGCUUUGCUUUUGUAGUUCUGCCUUCCAGAGAGAACGAUACAUUCGGCACUCCUUAUCCACGAAAGAUUGGUUCCGGGACCCCUCGCGGAUACCAAAACGCAGAUGUUCAAGUCCCUUAUUCAACCUGUCUCAAUGCAGUGGACCUUAGGACUCAGCGGAACCCCAGACCUUAUUUAACCUGUCUCAGUGCGGUGGACAUUAGGACCCGGUGGCGGAGCUCUGAAUCUGCAGUGUUUCUGUUCACGAAAAUAAUCACGAUCACGAUUGACAAUAGCCAAUAGGUGCAGGAGUAAGCCAUUCGGCCCUUUGAGCCAGCACCAAUCUAACUCUUUCUUGAGAGCAUCCAGAGAAUUGGCCUCCACUGCCUUCUGAGGCAGAGCAUUCCAUAGAUCCACAACUUUCUGGUUAAAAAAUUUUUCCUGAACUCCGUUCUAAAUGGCUACCCCUUAUUCUUAAACUGUUCUGGUUCUGGACUCCCCCAACAUUGGGAACAUGUUUCCUGCCUCUAGCGUGUCCAAUCCCUUAAUAAUCUUAUAUGUUUCAAUCAGAUUCCCUCUCAUCCUUCUAAAUUCCAGUGUAUACAAGCCCAGUCGCUCCAAUCUUCCAACAUAUGACAGUCCCGCCAUCCCCGGAAUUAACGUCGUGAAUCUACGCUGCACUCCCUCAAUAGCAAGAAUGUCCUUCCUCAAAUUUGGAGACCAGAACUGAAUACAAUACUCCAGGUGUGGUCUCACUAGGGCCCUGUAGAACUGCAGAAGGACCUCUUUGCUCCUAUACUCAACCCCCCCUUGUUAUGAAGGCCAACAUGCUUUCUUCACUGCCUGCUGUACCUGCAUGCUUACUUUCAGUGACUGAUGAACAAGGGACACCUAGGUCUCAUUGUACUUCCCCUUUUCCUAACUUAACUUGACACCAUUCAGAUAGUAAUCUGCCUUCCUGUUCUUGCCACCAAAGUGGAUAACCUCGCAUUUAUCCACUUUAAACUACAUCUGCCAUGCAUCUGCCCACUCACCCAACCUGUCCAAGUCACCCUGCAUUCUCCUAACAUCUUCCUCAUAUUUCGCACUGCUACCCAGCUUUGUGUCAUCUGCAAAUUUGCUAAUGUUACUUUUAAUCCUUUCAUCUAAAUCAUUAAUGUAUAUUGUAAAUAGCUGCGGUCCCAGCACCGAGCCUUGUGGUACCCCACUAGUCACUGCCUGCCAUUCUGAAAAGGACCCGUUGAUCUCUACUCUUUGUUUCCUGUCUGCCAACCAAUUUUCUAUCCAUGUUGGUACCCUACCCCCAAUACCAUGUGCUCUAAUUUUGCCCACUAAUCUCCUAUGUGGGACCUUAUCAAAGGCUUUCUGAAAGUCCAGGUACACUACACCCACUGGCUGUCCCUUGUCCAUUUUCAUAGUUACAUCCUCAAAAAAUUCCAGAAGACUAGUCAAGCAUGAUUUUUGCUUCGUAAAUCCAUGCUGACUUGGACCGAUCCUGUUACUGCUAUCCAAAUGUGCUGAUAUUUCAUUUUUUAUAAUUGGCUCCAGCAUCUUCCCCACCACUGAUGUCAGGCUAACUGGUCUAUAAUUCCCUGUUUUCUCUCCCUCCUUUCUUAAAAAGUGGGAUAACAUUAGCUACCCUCCAAUCCUCAGGAACUGAUCCUGAAUCUAUAGAACAUUAGAAAUCGUGGACACAUUGGUAAUCAUUUUCCAGAGCCAGCUCCUUAAGUACCCUGGGAUGCAGACCAUCAGGCUCUGGGGAUUUAUCAGCCUUCAGUCCCAUCAGUCUACCCAACACCAUUUUCUGCCUAAUGUGAAUUUCCUUCAGUUCCUCCGUUACCCUAGGUCCUCUGGCCACUAUUACAUCUGGGAGAUUGUCUGUGUCUUCCCUAGUGAAGACAGAUCCAAAGUACCUGUUCAACUCGUCUGCCAUUUCCUUGUUCCCCAUAAUAAAUUCACCUGUUUCUGCCUUCAAGGCCCCAACUUUGGUCUUAACUAAUUUUUUCCUCUUCACAUACCUAAAGAAGCUUUUACUAUCCUCCUUUGUAUUCUUGGCUAGCUUACCCUCGUACCUCAUCUUUUCACCCCAUAUUGCCUUUUUAGUUAUCUUCUGUUGCUCUUUAAAAGUUUACCAGUCCUCUGGCUUCCCGCUCAAUCGGCUUUCCUGAUUGAAAAUAAAGUGGAAAUAAUGAAGUGAUCGGAAAGAGGUGAGACGCCAUCAGUCAUUGGAAAAGCGUUAGGCUACAGUCGGUCAACGAUCGGAACAAUUUUAAAGGAUAAAGUGAGAAAGGCCCUGCCCUGAUGAAAGCUACAAUUAUUACUAAGCAACUCAGUGGUUUAAUUAUUGGGUUUUUGAUCCUCCAUAUCAACCAGGCACGGAUGGAGAGCACGUUCGGGAGCGAUCUGUCACUGGAUUGAACUUGGGAACUUUUCGAUCCCGAUCCACAAUAACCUACACACAUCCUCCCAUAUACUUUAAAUCAUUUCUAAAUUACUUAUAAUACCUAAUACAAUGUAAAUGCUAUGUAAAAUAGUUGUUUUACUGCAUUGUUUAGGGAAUAAUGACGAAAAAGAAGUCUGUACUUGCUCGAACAACAAGUGCUGGAAGAGCACUUCUGGGUUUUCUUGAUUUGUGGUUGGUUGAAUUCGUGCAUGUGGAACUUGCAGAGAAGGAGGGCCGACUGUAUUGUGAACAUCAUUUACUGUCACGUUUCGCUGUUAGCGUACUUGCCAUUUAAUUUAGUACUGAUUACAAAUGUGAUGUAAGGAAAACUGCAGCCAAAAUCAGUACAUUGUAAGUUUGCUGAAUUUAUUCACAUCUGAAUUUCAGUGACUGAGCUGCGGCCAGCCUGGUAUUAUUGUUCUUCUUCGUUUUCAUCCUUCAAAUUUGGCCUGUAUUUGCAAGGGUUGGAUUUGUGUUUUACAGAUUUGUUCACCCUUCCAAAUUGACAUUGAUAAGCUAAAUGGUCUUUUGACUUGUGCUUUUUAUUCCCAAAAUACUAGCAAUAUUGUCCUAUUGAUAUUUAAAAAUGCCGUACUCAUUAGUCUGGAAAAUGUUGUUUAAGGUUAAUUGCUGAGGGUCUCCAUGUUAUGUCUCUGCUCCCUCUGCUGGUGAACCAGUAUAAAACAAACUGGAUCAUUUGUA